AUGACGAGCAGCUGUGUGAGGCCUGGGCCCAGGCCCGGCCUAGUCUGCUGUCCCUGCCUGGGCCCCGGCCUGGCCUGCUGCCCCUGCCCCUACCCGGCCCCUGGUGAUCGCGGGAGGCCAACGCCAGGCCGGCUCUCCACCGCCGCUGCCCUCUACUCCGAGCUGACCUGCUACCUGGAAUCCAUGCUCCGUCUAGCCUUCCAGUCGGGCAGGGAGAACGAGGAGAUCAGGGUCCAAGUCUCGACGGUGGGCGUCCGCGGGGAGCGGUCCAGCGACGGAGCCGGCCUUCAGAGAGGUGGCAGAGGGGCUCCGGCGGCCAGAAGCAGCGACUGGGGCAGCGGGCCCGGCCUCGGCCCCGGCUCCAUGUGGGACGGCUUCUCGGUCGAUCGCUACGCCCCGCGGGUCCGCUCGGCCGCCGGGCCGCCGCAGCAACACAGGGCGGCCGAGGAGGAGGACUGGGGCUGCCGGCCGGCCCGACGGCGGCCUCGCACCGCGCCCGGCGGCCGCAAAAUCGAGGCCGGUGCCGCCCGCCGCGGCCUAGUCGGCCCGGUCGCCAGGGCAACGGGCCCCUCGGCGCCCGCUGAUGACGACGCCGCCGCGGUCGCGUCAUUCUCGGCGCCCGGCGAUGACGCGGCGGUCGCCAGGGUAACGGAGCGGCUGUCGAGCGGGAGGAGGGGGAGGAGAAGGAGGCCAUGUCCGCCCGCUGUCGCCGCCUACCAGCGCUUCGUCGAGCAGUACCGCGCGGCCCUGGGCUGGGCUGCGGGCACAGGCCAGGCGGACGGGGACUCGGGCCUGCGGCAUAGGAGGGCGGCGAGUGACUACGAGGUGAAGGCGACCAAACUGGUGGAGCAGCGCCAUGAGCGGAUCAGGAAGAACAUCUUGGAGAAGGAGAGGAAGGAGCAGAUGGAGAAGAGGAGGCUGGUGAACGAGAGGCUGAAGCGGAGGGCGCUGGAGAGGCACAUCGCCGCCCGCAUGUGCCUGCAUGAGAUGGAGUGGUGCCGCAAGGACCAGGCCCGGAGCCGGCUGCAGAGCCUGCGGAGCUGUAGCCGCGAGCAGGCUGCCCAGUACCAGGCUGACCUCCAGGAGAUGAAGGAUCGGGUGGCCAGGACACCUUUCCUGUUUGAACAGGUCAUACAGAACAACAUCCGCAGCACCAUCGACCGCCUGUUCACCAGGGUGCUGGAGCGGCAGCAGCUGGACGAGGGGCUGGUGCUGAAGCUGAGCGCCGUGGGAGCCGCGACAACGGCCGGCCGACCCAGGCACGUUCACCUGGAGAGCCCGCCGGAGGACUGCGGCCGGUGAGUG
Amblyraja radiata (thorny skate) is the source of this 1305-nucleotide messenger RNA. RefSeq names its product testis-specific protein 10-interacting protein (gene tsga10ip). The transcript has 6 exons. The coding region runs from base 1 to 1302 and encodes 433 amino acids. Gene Ontology annotation, biological process: cilium organization. Gene Ontology annotation, cellular component: photoreceptor connecting cilium; ciliary basal body; cilium. The record is from RefSeq and is a predicted model, not a curated record. NCBI's taxonomy places the organism in Eukaryota, Metazoa, Chordata, Chondrichthyes, Rajiformes, Rajidae.